UUCCGUAACCAAAGUAAAAGACAACAGAGCCAUUAAUCAAAAUCAAUGACAACAAUUCUGAGCUCGUGCAGCAAGCAAUCUUUGUGCUUUGGGGAGUCUGGAAAUGCCGAAUUGCUCUUCUGUUUCGCCAUGAGUUGCAGGAUGUCCAGGCUGUUAUCAAGAAUACAGUGGGUUCUCUGGAUGAGUUCAAACAGGCUUCCAGCUCCAUGGUUUUAACUCAGCAGCGGUUAUCUCAACAGGUCAGCUGGACACCUCUGCUUAUCAAUGUCUUCAAAGCCAACUUUGAUGCAGCCUUAGACCAUGGCCAUAAACGCUGCUCCAUUGGAGUGGUCAUCCCACAUCAUAGAGGCAAUAUUUUUGGCUGGCGGCGUAAUUUCUUCUUCAAUUUGACAUGUCCAUUAUCACUAUAUUUUUUUUGGCGAAGCACUACCACUUAUCUUCAAUUUUUACACCUUCCCUCCAAAAUCACAAACCCUUAAAAUUCAAUUCAUUCCCUCCAAUUUUUCAAAACCCAUCUCUCAAUUCUCAUGAAAUCUUCUCCCCCACGUCAACAUCACUGCAAAUCCUCCAAUUUCUUCUCUCUAAAUCAGCAGUUUCACUCUCUCUUUAGCUCCUUUAUGUCAUUGAGCUCCAUGGACAGACGCUGCAAGCCAGCUGGUGAGAUUCAUGUCAUUGUGGGCCCCAUGUUCGCGGGCAAAACUACUGCUCUCCUACGUCGAAUCAAGUCCGAAAGCAACAGUGGCAGAAAUGUGGCGAUGAUCAAAUCGAGCAAGGACACAAGAUAUGCUAAUGAUUCGCUGGUUACUCAUGAUGGAUUAAAGUUUCCAUGCUGGGCUUUGCCUGAUCUGUCUUCCUUUCAACAUAAGCUUGGGGAUGAUGCUUAUCUAAAGUAAACUAUUGACGUCAUUUGUAUUGAUGAAGCUCAAUUUUUUGAUGACCUUUAUGAUUUCUGCUGCAAGGCUGCUGAUCAUGAUGAGAAAACUAUAAUUGUAGCAGGGCUUGAUGGGGAUUAUUUAAGGAGGAGCUUUGGAUCUGUGCUUGACAUUAUUCCUCCCGCUGAUACUAUAACCAAGCUGACUGCACGAAGUGAACUUUGUGGAAAACGAGCCUUCUUUACUUUAAGGAAGACAGUAGGGACCCAGACAGAAUUAAUUGGUGGGUCUGAUGUCUAUAUGCCUGUCUGUCGCCAACAUUAUAUUAAUGGACAAGUAGUCAUGGAAGCUGCAAGGAGUGUCCUGGAAUCAUGUAAAGUUCAGCCUGACUCUCAUGCUGAUUUUGCUGCAGUUGUGUGGUUAAAAUUUCUCACUGAUUAACAGGCUAAUAUAUAUGUUAUCUUAGACUUCUACUUUAUAGCUAUAUAGUUUUUUGAUCUGCUUAGCUUG
Messenger RNA from Manihot esculenta (cassava), 1382 nucleotides. Its product is annotated as thymidine kinase a. The transcript has 4 exons. Lineage: Eukaryota; Viridiplantae; Streptophyta; Magnoliopsida; Malpighiales; Euphorbiaceae. The record is from RefSeq and is a predicted model, not a curated record. Gene Ontology annotation, molecular function: ATP binding; thymidine kinase activity. Gene Ontology annotation, biological process: thymidine metabolic process.